AUGUUACCACCAACUGGUAUUACUUAUAAUAUUACUUUUAAAGGUGUUACCAAUACAAUUCCCGUAUCUGGUGUUUUUGCCAUACAGACUGUUACUGCGGAAGAUAAAAAAACCAUAAUUGGCUAUCGACUUUGGCAGGGAUAUACAAGGCAAACUAAUGAAAUAAUUUAUACAGUAUCAUAUACAAAUGGUACCGGUCUUCAAGCAACAGUAAAUCCUGAUACGCAAGAAUGUAUUAGUGUUUAUUCUCAGCAAAUCAAUUGUACAGGCUGGUCAAGUACUAAUGUCUUGAGAUGGAAUAAUUUGUGUUCAGACUUUUCGACGGAAGAACACAAGAGCAUUUCAAGAAUGACCGUCAAUGCAGAUGCCUCUGAUUUAAAACGUCCAAUUAGUUUGAAUAUGACAAUAACUAUGGAUGGUACACCUUAUAAAUUAUUCUCUACUUAUCAGUUUUCAUCAAAAACUGAAGGAGAAACGUUUCCCCAUGUUAAAUGUGGUUUUUAA
Rotaria sp. Silwood1 is the source of this 504-nucleotide messenger RNA. The record is from the annotation of a GenBank genome assembly. NCBI's taxonomy places the organism in Eukaryota, Metazoa, Rotifera, Eurotatoria, Philodinida, Philodinidae.